This is a messenger RNA of Aspergillus steynii IBT 23096, 1073 nucleotides long. RefSeq lists its product as uncharacterized. The record is from RefSeq and is a predicted model, not a curated record. NCBI's taxonomy places the organism in Eukaryota, Fungi, Ascomycota, Eurotiomycetes, Eurotiales, Aspergillaceae. Bases 73 to 978 code for a protein of 301 amino acids. The transcript has a single exon.
CUGAUUUUUCGUUCUCACUCCUCCAGUUUCCUGCUCCUGGCCUUCUACAGCUGUUCACAAUCAACGUCCAUCAUGGCCAGUGAAAAAUCUCAGAAUCCCUUCGAAGACCUAGGCCGACAUGCCGAAUCCGAUGACCCUUCCAUCCCCGGCCCGGCCAAUACCUCCAAUCCCAGCUUCGAUCCCCCACCAUAUACAACAACCCCUGGACCCGAGACGCAGCGGUCGACGUUCCCACCAGCCCCGACAUCACCCUCGCAGCGAAACAAACCAAUUGCCAUCCCCGCUGUCGGUCCCUCCAGCAACUCUGCGUUCACGCGCGCCUACGCCCCCAUCCUCACCGACUACAACCUCCCGCGAGAAUCCUUCCUCUCCUUCCUGGACCAGCUGAACAAAGUCGUCGCUGCAAGCCCUCCGCUACAGGUCCUAGACGCAACGGGCGGGAUACUGCAGUCCGUUCCGAUUCUCUUCCCCCUGCACUGGAUCGGCUCCGCGGUCAGCGGACUAGCCAACCUAGGCAGCCAGGGCGUCUCGAAGAGUCGCACCGACUCGGCCAUUCGUCAAGCAAACAAGGAUAUCUUCGGACCCCGUGGCUUGAAGGUCGAAAUCGCCAAGCUGGACGCCCUGGCUCACGUGGCCAAUAUCCCGAUCCUGGACUCUCAGGGCAAAGUCAGUCGCCAGACGCCUCUUUUGCAACGCCUCCUGAACGAGUCCGGCGACUAUAUGAGGGAGAAUAUCCAGGACUUGGACCUGCAGCAGCGACGGGUCAAAAUCCUACAGCCGUGGAUCGCGGAUCUGGAGCUGGAGAUUCUGCCGUGGACGACCAAGUCCAAAUUGACGCGCUUUAACGCGGCGUUGAAGAAGAGGAAUAAUCCACCCCAGGCGGAGUCUUCGGCGGACGCGAGGUCUCCUGCCGAAGAGGAGGAGACGGGGUUGAGAAAGGCUCUGUGGCUUAUUAUUAGGCCGUUGGAUGCGAACUGAAUGUGCUCUUUCUUCGGUAUUUUGCCGUUCCUUGCUAUCGAUCGAGGACGUUUCAAUUAUCGUAUCUUGUGGGGUGUUCCGGUUCAUAUCACAUG